This is a messenger RNA of Dipodomys spectabilis (banner-tailed kangaroo rat), 5170 nucleotides long. RefSeq names its product family with sequence similarity 168 member B (gene Fam168b). NCBI's taxonomy places the organism in Eukaryota, Metazoa, Chordata, Mammalia, Rodentia, Heteromyidae. Bases 309 to 917 code for a protein of 202 amino acids. The transcript has 8 exons. The record is from RefSeq and is a predicted model, not a curated record.
UCGGCGGCUCCGGUGGCUGCGCAGCGUCGGGGAGCGCGGGCUGCGGUGAGGCGGGCCAGCCCAGCGAGCGGGAGAGCGGCUUCGGGAGGCGGCCGAGCGCGGGACGAGCGGCCCAGCCUGCGGCUGAGGAGUCUCCGCGGCGCUGCUCCGCGCCUCACCCCGCGCCGAGCCCGCCCGGGCCGGCGUGCGCCGGUCACCGAGGAGGCCCAGGCUGCCGAGCGCGGCGCAGUGAGGAAAAAAGUUGUUUAAGAAAUACAGAAAAGUGCAAAAGGAACACUAAACUCACCUCAUCCAGAGAGCUUGAAAUCAUGAAUCCUGUUUAUAGCCCUGGAUCAUCUGGGGUUCCCUAUGCAAAUGCCAAAGGAAUCGGUUAUCCAGCUGGCUUUCCCAUGGGCUAUGCAGCAGCAGCUCCUGCGUAUUCUCCUAACAUGUACCCUGGAGCAAAUCCUGCCUUCCAGACAGGCUAUACUCCUGGCACCCCCUACAAAGUGUCAUGUUCCCCUACCAGCGGGGCUGUGCCGCCAUAUUCCUCCUCUCCCAACCCCUACCAGACAGCCGUGUACCCUGUAAGAAGUGCCUACCCCCAGCAGAGCCCAUAUGCCCAGUUGUCUCUCUUCUUCCCACAGCAAGGCACUUACUAUACACAACCACUGUAUGCAGCGCCCCCUCACGUCAUCCACCACACCACAGUGGUGCAGCCUAAUGGCAUGCCAGCGACUGUGUACCCUGCGCCCAUCCCUCCUCCUCGAGGCAAUGGGGUCACCAUGGGCAUGGUUGCUGGGACCACCAUGGCCAUGUCAGCAGGUACUCUGCUGACUGCUCAUUCUCCAACUCCUGUUGCCCCUCACCCAGUCACUGUGCCCACAUACCGGGCCCCAGGAACACCCACCUACAGCUACGUGCCCCCUCAAUGGUGAUUACCCUGCAAAUAAAUGUGUGAGGAUGGAGCUGUGCAGUCACAUCAUUGAGUUCCACAGCUGGUGCUGCAGGCCUUGUGCCUCCAACCAGGACUUUCUUCUUAAUGCUCUCGACACUUAGCUAAAUACUACGUCCCGGCCCAGCAGGUCCCAGCGCCGUUAGUCUCCAACUAACUCUGUGGGUUGGUCUUAAAGCAAAUCCUGUUUUGUGGACUGCCUGGCAAUUUUUUAGCUAACUGUAAUGAUAAAAAAAACAAAAGGGAGUAUUAAUCUAUUCUGACUCAUAUCUAGUUGAAUGCAUGUUUAAAAAAUACACAAAAACAAAGCUUGCUCAAUCUACCUGCAGUGACUGAUGCAAAACCAUCAUAUGCAAAACCCAAAGGUAUGGAAAUGUAUUUUACAACUUGUAUCACUAAUGCACUGUUGUAAUGUAUGCAGUCUUAAAGUUACAUGUGUUAAAGUGAAUUUCUUCCUAGAGCAUCUGGAUACCAGAGAUGACUCUUCAGCCACUUGGGGUUGAUGUGGGUUGCCAGUUAGGGAUGUGAGCUUUUAGUUUUUAGUGACCUGUUUUGUUUGGGGUUUUGGGGGGUACUCACUGAGCCAGGAAGUUGCUGCAGAGGUGGGAUGAGAGUAGGUUGGCUGCAGUGGUUUGGGAGCCACUGGUUAGCAGUUGUCCCUGUCCUGUUGAGGUUUGGUGGGGUUAGGGAGCAGAUACAUGCUUAAAAUACCAUCACACAAGAUGAGAGCGGAGGGAGCCGUGACAGUUUGGGGUGGGAGGUGGUCUGUGUGUCAGCACCACAAUGGUCUUUGCCACCUGAGCAUUUAUACAUGACUCUUACAGAGAAUCAUGCUUUGUAUAUUUGUUGGAAAACUAUGUAGAACAAUUUUUUUUUUCCUGAGAGUGAAAGAGCCACGCUUAGAAGAGGCAUUGCCCUCUGCUUUAGCAUAGAAAGUCAUCCCCUGUUUUUAUUUCCCCAAGAAAUACAUGAAUCAGGUGAAAACACAUAGGCAUCACUGUUUUCAUUCAACAAGGGCAAAGAUUACAACUAUAUGUAAUGAAGUAUAUUUAAAAGGGAACAAAAUUGUAUUUUAAAUUCCUCAUGUUUCUUAAAAGCCAAGCCAUGAGUAUAUCUGAAAAUGGUAGUACAUAUGGCUGGUCUUGGGGAGGUGUCCACCUGGUGAAGACUUGUCUUCUCGACUGGCUACAGAAGACUUGUAAAGCUGGGAUGAGAGGGAGCUUCUUUUGCUACCUUUUGUAGCUGAAAGCAUUCAAUGCCAAGCACAUGUGGACAGCAAAAGGGUGAGGAGGCAUCAGGAAGCUCUUGGCUGCCCAGUAUCCAUUAUGGAAACGAUUUUAAGGUUAAAAUCAGUAUAUAUAUAAGAAAUCAAGAGGAUUUUGUUUUUGCCUAAAUAUGCCCAACUUGCAUCAGUGGAACUGUGUCUGUGUCCUCGGUGAGGGCAUGAGGAUAUGUUCAUGUGUUCCAUUUCAGGGGUCUGUGGGAUAGGAGCACAUAGUUUUCCAACCCCAUCCUGUGUAGAGUGCUAUGGGCUUUGGCUGGGAUGCUGGCCUGUGCUUCUGCGUCUGGCAGCUCGGUCAGGGCUGUGGCGCUGCAGUGAAGGUGCCUCAGUGGUCAGCCUGGUUAGUAGGUGGAACUCUUGGCCACUGGGCCUUUGGUGACCCUAUUUUUUUUAUAGUAAUACUUUAAUUUUUUUAACAUUUCAUUUUAUAAUAAGUCUAGGGAGGUUUUUGCAUGGAUCAGUGUAAACAGAAGAUUUCUUUAUUCCUAAUACCCAUUAACAUAGAAUGUUUACUGAUAAGUACUUUAAACCAUGUCAUGAGCACUUAGUAUGUGUGUGUGUGUGCGUGUGUGUGUGUGCGCAUGUGUGAGCGUGUGUGUGUGUGUGUCUGUGUCUGUGUGUGUAUGUAUAGUGGCAACUCCAUCUGUAUAGUGGAUGGUUUGCAAAUAUCAGUAGGUUUCUAGGAUUCCAGGGAUUCAACAGACCAGAAGGCAGUUUUCUCAGGUGAAGGACCAUCCAUCAGGAGAAUAUACUCAUGAUUUUAGUGUGUGCUAAAACACACACACACACACACAUACACAUACACACAUAUACCCUUAGAAAGUUACACAAUUUCUUGUCUAAAGGAAGUUACCUAGGCUUGGCUGUAGGCCAGCUUGAGAUGGGUACACACAGUGUGUUCACAGUGCUGAGGUAAAAGUGUUUCCAUAUGAAGAAGAAUGAGUUCCAUCUCCUCCACUGUUAAAUCUGAUUUGUAAACACUUUACCUAUAUUUAAAAGUCUUGCUUUUUUUCUGAAAUUGAGUUGAGAUACUAUCAAAUACUGCAUAUACCAUUCAUCUGUGUGGAAAUACUUUUCAAAUUUGAAACUGUUAGGACAUCAGCUCUCAAAUCUGGUGAUGAAAGUAGAUUGUCAUUUUUUAACAGCAAUUCAGUUCUAGUAAAAAGGCCUAGAACUUGGAUCAGUAUUAUUAUAAAACUAUAAUUUGGUGUCUCAAGCAUAAUGUGGAACAUUCCAAGAGUUUUGUGCUUUUGUUUGACAUUCCUGACUUGUGAGUCCUAAAGUUGAACUAAAAGUUUAGAAAUUGAGACAGGGAAGCACAGGGCCUAAUUCCUGUGAACAUGGAUAUCAUUAGAGCUAUCAAAAGUUUUGUUCUCAGCCUUAGGUUGUGUGUUCUUUCACUGUGUCCUGUUACUGCUCUCUCCUUGCAGAAUUCUAGUUUAGUUGUGGUCUGGAGGUGGUUCUGUUGAGUGACCUGUGAGCUUCCUGACUCAGAAGUGAGGCCCCCUUAGGACCUUGCCAAUCAGGUGACAUAGACAUAGGAGACUUGGGCAAAUUCAUGUCUCUUGUGGUCCUGUUUUUAAAAAAAUAAAAUAAAAACAAACAUUGUUGCAGUUAUGGCCUGCUGAUUGGUGUUGUGUGAAACUUAUUCUUGAGUACCCUGAGGAGGCAGUGUUUUCAGGAGGCUGAGUGUCCUGCCCUUCCCUCUGUUAGCACCUGUGCCUCAUUCUGUCUGGUGGUGCUAUCUGCUGAGACAGAUGUGGCCCAAGAAGUAAUUAAAGAAUGUUUUCUGGGAGAGAAGGGAGCUCAUUCUAUGGGCUUUUAUGAUGAUGCCAGUGGAGGUGAUGAGAGCCUGGAGCAUACCAGCUAUAAAUACUGGGGCUGCUUCACAGAGGAAAUCGUUUCCUCACCAGGCCUUGUUGAACAUUUAUGAACAGUGUCACUUUGACCAAUUGGGCCACCCCUCACUCAAGAGUUGACAGUUGGCUACUGCAGUUUUUGUCUGCCUGUCACUUCCUGAAUGGCACAGAACCUCCCACACAUGCAGUGGCAGGUGGGUGGCUGCUGGUCCUUCUCUGGUGCUCUAUUCUAAGGGGUCUGGAGUGUAUGAGUAUGUUUGGAUCUAGGAGGGCUGAGCUUGACUCUCCUGCCCCAACAUAUCCCAGGCUUGUAUGUGUUUUUCUCUGAGCUGCCCACUGCCCUCGCCCACUGAAAGGCAGCUGACUGAUAAGCUGUGGAUUACAUGCAUGAGAACAAAACAGCUCUUGGUAGGAAUGAAUGGCAGAGUUGAUCUCGUAUGUUUCAGAGAAUCUAUCCCUUCCCAUUCUCCAUUAACAGAAAACAGGUAUAACCUUACUUUAGUCCAGGGGACCAAAUCAGUUGGUACAGGGAGACAGAGACAAGCAACUAGGUGUAGGGAGCCUCCGUAUCUUUCAGGAGGAGGGUAGGUGUCUAAGACUAGUGUGACAAGCAACUCCCUGGACAAGGUAGCUGUGGGCCUUGGUACAGAACAGCUGUCAGGAGAACAGAACAGUCAAGCCUGGCUCCCUGCAGGGUUGCUGAUACUACUCAGAGGAGAGGCCCCAAGGAGCCUUAGUGUUGUGACUGAAUAGGAAAUGGUUCCUUUUCCUUUUUUUCUUUUUUUUUUUUUUUAAUAAUUUUUAAAUACUUUUUUACACUGUUCUCUUGGUACCUUUUUUAAGCUUAAGUCAGCAUUGUCUUCCAGUGUUACAGGCAUCCCUUGCCUCUGCAUUGAACAUAAUGUGUCAAUAACAAAGGAAUGGACCAUCCAUCCUGAGCCAGUUCAAUUAGGUGUAAAUCACACAGUUUUAAUUUUUUAUGCAAUCUGAUGAGUAGAUGAACUCAGAUUUAAAAUUCUUCAAAGCACGUUUAUUGUAACAAUAAUUGUUAUGUAUUAAUACUGCAGUUUUCAAUAAAGAUUGACUUGUGUUGCA